GCGAGAGGCGGCUCCUUCCGCCGGUGGCGGAGCGCGGGCGGUGGGAUAGUGCCGGGAGCUCCGGAGCGCCCCAGCCCCGUGCGAGCAAGACUGAACCGUGCCGGGGAGGAAGCGGACGCUCUAGCCCAUCCUGCUCCCUGUGCAACAGCCUCACCCUUGUCCCUCCCCUUCCCCCCCGCGUUUGUGAUUUUUCCCCCCCUCCCCACACCCCGCGCAGCGAGUUGAGUGUUUCUUUUGUUAAUUGACUCCCCAAGUGUUCCCAAUCCCUUCCCCGCGCAGCCCGGGCCGGCCGAGGACGUCUGCACGCCCAGAUCCGCUCCGCGAAGCAGCACAGAUCCGCGGGGCCGAGUGGGAUUUAAAUGUCACUCAAAGCAUCCCUAAAUCAGCUUUCCGCUCGUCUCCGGUUUCCCCCGAGGCAUUAAUUGGAUCCUACGCUGCGUUUGAAGAGCUUGGCUGCUUUACCCACGAAGGAAAUUUGCUCCAUCUCCAGCAGCAACCACUGCUCCUUUUGAUGUUGUGGUACGCCGUGCGCAUGCGCUUCACAUUAGAAUUACUGCACUGGCCAGAAUAAGUUGGAUCUCUUCUUCUCUUCACUGAAACCCUAAAUCAUACCAAAAACUAAAGGGAUGCUGAGAGUCCGGAAAAAGGGUUACUUCGGGAUUUGGUCAUUCCCUUUAAUAAUAGCCGUGGUGUGUGCACAGAGUGUCAAUGACCCUAGUAAUAUGUCACUGGUAAAAGAGACCGUGGAUAGGCUGCUGAAGGGCUAUGACAUUCGCCUGAGGCCAGAUUUUGGAGGUCCCCCGGUGGCUGUGGGCAUGAACAUAGACAUCGCCAGCAUAGACAUGGUCUCGGAAGUCAAUAUGGACUAUACCUUGACAAUGUACUUUCAGCAAGCGUGGAGGGAUAAAAGGCUGUCGUAUAAUGUAAUACCUUUAAACCUUACUCUGGACAACAGAGUAGCUGAUCAGCUGUGGGUUCCUGAUACUUAUUUUCUGAACGACAAGAAGUCAUUUGUACAUGGUGUCACCGUGAAGAAUAGAAUGAUCCGAUUACAUCCAGAUGGGACAGUCCUUUAUGGACUCAGAAUUACAACCACAGCUGCUUGUAUGAUGGACCUACGGAGAUAUCCGCUGGAUGAGCAGAACUGCACGCUAGAGAUUGAAAGCUAUGGCUAUACAACAGAUGACAUUGAAUUUUACUGGCGUGGGGGUGAUAAUGCAGUCACAGGAGUGACAAAGAUCGAACUGCCACAGUUCUCCAUUGUAGACUACAAGCUUAUCACCAAGAAUGUUGUUUUCUCUACAGGUGCCUACCCAAGGCUGUCUCUGAGCUUUAAACUUAAGAGAAACAUUGGUUACUUCAUUCUGCAGACCUACAUGCCGUCUAUUCUGAUCACUAUCCUGUCCUGGGUUUCCUUCUGGAUUAAUUAUGAUGCUUCAGCUGCAAGAGUUGCUUUAGGAAUCACAACUGUGCUCACAAUGACAACAAUUAACACCCAUCUUCGAGAGACUCUUCCCAAAAUUCCAUAUGUGAAAGCCAUUGACAUGUACCUUAUGGGGUGUUUUGUCUUCGUUUUCAUGGCUCUGCUGGAGUAUGCAUUGGUCAACUACAUCUUCUUUGGCAGGGGACCUCAGCGCCAAAAGAAAGCUGCAGAAAAAGCUGCCAGUGCCAACAAUGAGAAGUUGCGAAUGGAUGUCAAUAAGGACAGAAGAAUAAUUGGCACAUAUCAUUGUCCAGAAAUGUAUUCAACAAAGAUGGAUCCACAUGAAAAUAUUUUGUUGAGCACACUUGAAAUUAAAAAUGAGAUGGCUGCCUCCGAGGCGGUGAUGGGGCUUGGGGACCCUAGAAGCACUAUGCUGGCGUAUGAUACUUCAAGCAUCCAGUACCGGAAAGCUGGCUUACCCAGACACAGCUUUGGUCGCAAUGCCCUGGAGCGACAUGUGGCACAGAAGAAAAGUAGGCUACGGAGACGUGCAUCUCAGCUGAAAAUUACCAUCCCUGACUUGACUGAUGUAAAUGCCAUAGAUCGAUGGUCGCGCAUAUUCUUCCCUGUUGUUUUUUCCUUCUUCAAUAUUGUCUAUUGGCUUUACUAUGUGAACUAAGAAACAAAGCCACAAAGGAAGCAAGAACUGGAUUUCUCUUCAAAUCGGUUGUACAGCCAAAAGUGGGACUUAGAAAAAUUCUAUUCAGGACAAAAAGUUAUUUUAAAACACCUUAGUUGCUGGCCCACUCUAUGGUCUGUUUUUAUAAUGUUUUGGUUGUAUCUGCUAAAUCAUAAAUACAUGAAGUUGCAGUAUGGACAUAUUCCCUUAUCAAAAUAUAAGUGCAUUGUGAGUAUGAAAGCAAAUUGGAUUUUGACAAUCACUUCUGUGUCAUUGUCCCUCACUCUUGGGGUUUUUUUCAUUCUGUUUUUUUAUGACCAUUUGAGUUUAGAGAUAAAAAUUAUAGAGCAGCAUUUGAGAAACAAGUUCUGGUUUUGACAGAAGUACAUACCAUUCCCUGGGAAACUGCAUGUCCAAGUCAUGCAUCUACAUUUAAGAGAGUGUACUAAGUUGUUAUCAUGCUUACAAAACAUAUACACUUUACCUUUUAAAUGUGUAAACUUGAAAAGAAGUAGUGCCUGACAUCUUUCCAAGAUGAUGAUGGUCAGAGGUUUCCCAACCAUAUUCAGGUAUUUCCUGAUAUUUAUUGAAAGAACCAAACCUUUGACUGGUAAUAUUAGGGUUGGGUAUUUGCACAGAAGCUGAAGCAAAAAGCACUAGUUUUGCUGGGAUUUUUAAAGAGAGAACAUAUGCUCACAGUCACAACAGCUGCAGUUGUGAUCAGUAGAGGAAUGUAGCAAUGUUGUAAAAAUGCAUUAAGUCUGAACGGGUAGAUAUGCUGCUGGUUUGUGUUGGGGAAAGAAAUCAUUGGUCCAAAGUGCCAAAAUCAGUUCUCUAGGUGGCUGCAAUUGUGCCCUACUUUUCUAGGGUGAGGAGAGCUGGAGAGCAAUAUAAAAUACAGCACCAAGGAGAGGGAAUGCUGCAUAUAUGUAAAAGUCUAUGUGUGUGUAUACAUGCACACUCACAUAUAUGUACUGUGCAAAUGAACGUCGUUGGUUAUAGUACAUACCUUAGUCUGAAAUACAUGCAGUUGUGUGAUUUCUUUCAAGUUUGCAAUCUUUCCAGUGUUGUGCUUGCUGCUGUUGUUAUGCUUAACACCUUACGUCCAGUUUGAUUAAAGGUAUCAUACCUCUUUCAACAGUAAAGAUCCAAGCAUAUGUAUUUCAGUACAAGAAACUGUCGGGGUAUUUUCUCAGUCUGGAUUAGGCAGUACCAUUUCACUUUUUGUUUUCAUUAAUGCACUGGUUUAAAUGGGGGGGGGUGGGGGGGGGGGGAAGAUAGCCAUCACUUUAAGAGUUUAAUUACACUCUUGAAUGUUUCCUGCUGUAGGGUGAUUUCCAUUGAAAAAACUAGCAAAUUUCAGGUUUGCUUUAGAAAACUUUCUGAAAUAAAAGUGAGGAGUUUUUUUCACUCCAUAGAGCUUUACUUUUAUAGGCAAAAUAGAAUAGACAAAAAGUAGAAUUUUGUAGGUAAAGGAGAGUUUGUCAUUUACUCUAUUGUGGAACUUUUUUCUGUAAUGAAAGAAAAAAUCAUAAGAAAAGUUUAAAAAGAGUAAAAUUCUGAUGACUUUUUCCUAAGUCAGAUCCCCAGCAUUGUUUGACACAAAAUGAAGCAAAAGCCACAUCUGUUGUAUCUACACUACCUCUCAUCUGCAUAUCUCUACAAAUCUCUGAAAGAAACUAGAAUUCAAGUAUCUUCCAAAUAGUAAAGGAUUUUUUUCAGGCAGGUACUUUUUCCCCAUUGAAGUAUUCCUUUGGCAAUAUUUUAAGAUAGUUCUUAAGAAUAUUUUUCAUAAAAUAUUUUCUAUAAUUUUUUUUGUUCUUGCUUUAAAAGAGUAAUUUUUUUUCAAGUUUCUGUGGGUUUUUUUCCCUGUUUGACAGUGAAUGACAGUGAUAGGAGGAAACCAAUUCCAGGAACUAAUAGGCCAAUUUUCUGACUUUGUUUUGAGCAUAUCCUAUGCAUAUUUCUGCUUCAAAUGGAAGAGAAUAGUCUUGAGCCUGCAGUGGGAUUUGCUAGGCAUACACACUGCCUGUUGCUUUCAGAGAGUUGUGUGUAUGUUCAUGUACUGCCUCCAGGUUCAGACUCUGCCGUAUGUAGAGACAGGCUUUCAUCAUGUGAUUGACUUUUCAAGUCAAAAUGUUGCUUUCUAUUCACAUACUUAAUUUCUGACUGCAUUACAUGCAUAAUGCAAUAAGCUUUGUAGAUGCAUUUGGAAUUUCAACUGAUAGGUAUGAAUCAUGUUGGAUUUUUUUCCCACUUCUAAGAAAAGGAGCAACAUCAAAAUUCAGUAUUUCCCUUCAAAGUCUGUUCUUUAAAAGUGGUAUUACCAUAAAUAAAAACAGUCUUAUAGUAUUCUUCUGUACAAACUUUUACUUCACAAAUUGCUGCCAACUCCUUUUUUAUUUCACAGAAGCAUAGUGUGAAUACAGGGAGCUCACAGCCUGUUUGUGGAUGAUAGACAUCAAAUAUAAAACCUUAUGGAGAAUAUAUUAACUCUCGGGAUUGGUUUACUCCAUCAGCUAUUACGAAAACCACAGAGGCUGAAUCGUAGAACUGCACAUUCAUUUAUCUAAAGUUACAGUACAAGCCAUAAUACUCUCUGAUGUCACUAUUCAGAGAGUGAAAGAAAAUGUCUGGUUUCUGCUCAGGUGUCACUAGGAAAGAUAUAUUAUGUGUGGGGAAGGAGCACUUUUUGCUUUUACUAUGUCCUUCUGGCUAUUAAUGUGAUGUAUAAAAUUAGUGAAAGAGAAGGAUUCUAUCAUUUUGUACUAAGGCUUAACACUGUGAUAUAAAAAGAUGGUGAGAAAGACUGGUGAGGCACUGUCAAGGGAAAAGUAUAAUUCAAGCCCAAGGUGAGCACUUUCUCCUCUUCUGAGAUACUUGAGUGAAAGUGAGAAAUUAUGCCAACAUACAUGAGAUACUGGGUUUGCUAUAUGUGCUACCCUCCAGGUGAACUAGAAUAAAUUUAAUUUUACUUUAGAAUUGAUCGAAAAUGAAUAUUCUGGGUCUUUUAAUCAUGUUAAUUGUUGUUAGUUUCAAUAAGCAAAGUAUCAAAGUUAAUAAUAUAGGUAAACCUUGUAAUAUAAUUAUAGUUGCACAUUUUGUUGUUCUAUUAGACAUAAUAGCCAGCAAUUAAGGUGUUUUUCAUCUUUGUGAAAUUCAUGGGCAAAUUAUGACUAUAACAUGGCACAGUUUUAAUGAAAUCUUUGAGAUCAAUCUGUAAAUAUAUACUGUACAUGACUGCUAGUAACUAUGAUACACAUUUUCAGAACUGAAAAUUCAUGCAACAUUUUUCUGUGUUUGCAUAAGGAAUGUUAUGUUUCUAUCCUAUCGCAGUUUAAUGACUGGGAAGAAAGACUCAAGCAAUGACAUUGUCACCGUUUCUUUUCUCAUUCCCAGGGGAGGAAACCAGAGUCUUAGAUAACAGCAUGUCACAGAGUUCUUCAGAGAGUUUUUACAUUCAGAUAAAAAGGACGUAAAAUCUGUAAGGUACAAAAGCACAAUGCAUGGAGAAAAGGACUGGUGAUCUUACACCUGGGGGAAAUUUGUUUCAGAAAAAUAUGCAUUAAAAUUAAACCUCAGUUAAUUUUCACUAUAAUUAUUAGACUGUGUUCCAAUUCUAUACUAUAACACAGUACUAAACAUAAGUGAACGGAUCUUAAACAUUAUCAAACUAUAUGUGCAUAUGGACAUGUACCUAGAUGUCUAUAUGGACAUAUGCGUGUGUAUAUACACGUACUGAGUAUAUAUCUACGCACACAUUCAUAUGCUGAUGUGUUAAAGGAAUAAGCCAAUAGUAGUUUUGUUUCUACCAUCAAGCAGUGUAUGAAUAUAUUUUUGAGAAAAAAAAAGAUUAAUGUAUUUAAAAGAAACCAACUUACUAUACAGGGUAACUGGGCAUUUCUAUAUCAGCCAAUCAAUGCUUAUAAUUCGUAUGGAGCAUUGCACCAUUUGACAUGAUGAUAGUACUGUACCUCCUAGCAUCUGAAAUUAGACUACUCCUCACAUUGCUUGCCUAUUUCUUCUCUCUCUUUUUGUAACAGCAUUGUCCACUAGUAAGUUUUCAAAACCAACAAAUUCCUUAGGGAACCAAGAAAAAAAGGCAAAAAUAUUAACUAUUUCUAGAAAAUAAUCUAGGGUGGGAUGGCCAGGGUACAAUACAUCAGUAGUGAUCAUAACAUUUUGCUAUGUGUACAUAGAACAUACAAUGUGAGCAACCAUAACUUAAGCUGAACGUGUGUAAAUAUUAUCAGAUUUCUUAAACAUUUUUAACUUCUAAUUUGUACUUUAUGGUAAGGCAAAAAGCUAAUUCUACUUAUGGUUUAGGUUCAUGUGUCCUAAAAUUAUGUAAAUAAUUCAAUAAGCUGUAAAUGAGCAGUCAAUAGAUACAGUAAUUGUUUAGUGACAUUUUUUUACUAAGUACAAUAAUAGCAGUGCUCUAGCAGAGUAAUUUAAACACCCUUUUGCAUAAACAGAUUUGGAUUCCAGAUAUAAAAAAAGUACAGAAAGUACUGUAGUGUAAAAUAACCACUGCAGCCACUGCUAGCACAGUUGAAUUUCUUGUAUGGUUAAAAUGCUUGGGCAAUAGAAGGUUGUAACUUGGCACUCAGUACUCAGAUUAGCAUAUACAAACAGGGCCGGGUUUUCACUUACAAUGAGGCACCUUCAUGUUGCUCCAGUGAGUGGAGAGGUGAAGGAAUCCAAUGUAAGUGAGAAUUCAGCUGUUGGUGAUUUCAUUACAGAAAGCCUGCAUAUUGCGUCUGUCUGUUUCUGAAAUCUGUAUCUCUUACGGUAUCUAAUAGGAGACUUAUAUUUUUCUUUACAAAAAAAGAAAAAAAAGGAUGUUUGUCAUUAGAUAGCAUAGUCCCCCAAAGCCAAAGAAUCUUCACUCCAGAAAUUGUUUAAAAAGGAAAUCUAAUAAGUCACUGCUUAACACCAAAGGUAAAGCUUAAUAAAAUGCACUAGGAACUUUGUCGAAAUUUUUAGGAAGCAAAUGGAAUGUCGAUCAAAAAGACUGCCCUAUUCUACUUUGUAAAAAUAGUAAUAAAUACAAAUUAAUAUAAAAAUUGAAAUAGAUCAUCUCGACAAGAAUAUGCAACACUAACAUUUCAUAAGUAUAAAAUUUUCUUUGUAAGUGCUUUGAGAAAAAAUGAAACUUAACUGAUGAAAAAUCUCACCUCUACUUUCAUACUAAGGGUUGUAUUUUUUUAAUGUUUUUCAGACAUGAGGUCAUCUAUUCCAAUUUGAUAACAUUUUGUAUGUUUUCACUGUCAGUGUCAUUUGACAGAUACUCACCAGGCUGUAUUGUUCAUAGUCUGUCCUGUUACUUUCAGUUGAAGACAAAAAGAGCAUUUGAAACAUGAUUAAUUCUAACGAACCAAGUAUGAUUUGACUUCUAUCACGUUUUUAUUUGCAUGGGUGUUUAAAUGGUUCUGUUAGUACUGUCUUUGCACAGUUCUGAUUUAUCUUUUUUUACUUAGUACUAUUUACUUCAUAAUGUAGUAAUCAUCAGCCUUACUAAUGACCUUGUAGCCUUUCUUAUAUGCACAUAAUGCACAUUUUCCAAUGGCUAGAAAAUGCAAAAUACUAGUGGAUAUCAUUGCAUCAGAUCUUCAUGUCUUUCUCAAAAGGACUGCUAACCUCUGGGAUAUAUGAGGUAGUAAAAUGAUGAUUGUAAAUGAGUAGCACAUAAGAGAUAUUUUCUUGAAUUUAAAAUUAUUGCAGCCAGUUUCAGCAUGUAAAUAUAUAAUAAUGUUGGCUAGUGUGUAAUUCUUGAACUAAAAAAAUAUAAAUAAAGAAAACCGAAAAGAUG
Messenger RNA from Strigops habroptila (Kakapo), 7914 nucleotides. It is a transcript of the gene GABRB2, whose product is annotated as gamma-aminobutyric acid type A receptor subunit beta2. Gene Ontology annotation, molecular function: neurotransmitter receptor activity; extracellular ligand-gated monoatomic ion channel activity; GABA-A receptor activity. Bases 627 to 2102 code for a protein of 491 amino acids. The record is from RefSeq and is a predicted model, not a curated record. Gene Ontology annotation, cellular component: synapse; membrane; neuron projection. NCBI's taxonomy places the organism in Eukaryota, Metazoa, Chordata, Aves, Psittaciformes, Psittacidae. The transcript has 12 exons. Gene Ontology annotation, biological process: nervous system process; chemical synaptic transmission; regulation of membrane potential.